UAGGCACACCGAAAAUAACAUGGUAUGCGCCAAGGACGACCAAACGCUCUGCACCAUCAGAGACGUCCGGCCAGACGCAGUACAGAAGCGCUUUUCCGUAACCGUCCGUCCGCACUAUACCGUCGCGACGCUGUACGAGGAUGUCAGGCUACAGACGGCAUACAGUGACUUCGAGCUAAAUCUUAUCGGUACUGAAACAGACGAACAGGUUCCCUUGCACGAAAGGCAACAAGAGAAGCUUUCCGAUGUCGGUAUAAAGUUUGGCACCGUGAACAACCUGCUCAUUGUUCCACGGAUUACUAAUCCACCAUACUUGUUGACAGUAGAUGAUAUGUACUCAGAUGACGACCUGGCUCUUGGUGCAUCAGCAAGCCCGGUAGAGUCCGGUAACUAUAAUAUCCCAGAACCGUCGCAAAUUCAGCCACCCAUGCUUCAGCGCUUUAACAACGACCUCGAAACCCAGCAAUCAAUAAAGAGCAACAGUUUACCAGCGAUUGCCGCACCACCAGUUAACAGCAUGAGCGGUGGAAGCAUAAUUAGCAACGGCUACCACCACGGGGAUGGUGGUGGUGAAGGAGGAGGCGGAGGUGUCGGGCGGGGCAGAAGAAUUGGUGGCGAUGGUGAGAGUGGUGAACGGGCGCCACACUUUCGUGGGCUCGUCAAUCAGGCGAUGACCUGCUAUCUGAACAGUUUGCUGCAGGGACUAUACAUGACGCCCGAGUUCCGUAACGCACUGUACAACUGGGAGUUUGACGGUGAGGAUGAGGCAAAAUCGAUCCCGUACCAGCUGCAGAAGUUGUUCGUUAAUUUGCAAACCUCGCCAAAGUCGGCCGUCGAGACAACGGAUCUGACACGUAGUUUCGGUUGGGAUUCGGCCGAAGGUUGGCAGCAGCACGACAUCCAGGAACUGUGCCGCGUAAUGUUUGAUGCGCUCGAGCACAAGUUCAAGCGUACGGAACAGGCGGACCUAAUUAAUCGGCUCUACCAGGGCCAUAUGAUCGAUUAUGUUAAAUGUUUGGAAUGUAACACAGAGAAGCAGCGUGAGGACAAAUUUCUGGACAUACCAUUACCAGUGCGUCCAUUCGGUAGUACCGUGGCGAAUGAGUGUGUCGAGGAUGCGUUGCAGGGCUUUGUGAAGCCGGAAAUUUUGAACGAAAGCAACCAAUACUUCUGUGACACCUGCAACAAGAAGUGCGAUGCGCACAAGGGACUUAAGUUCACCAAGUUCCCGUACAUCUUGACGCUGCAUCUGAAGCGUUUCGAUUUCGAUUAUCAAUCUUUUCAUCGAAUCAAGCUGAACGAUAAAGUAACCUUUCCCGAGCUGCUGAAUUUGAAUCACUUUGUUAGUUCGACGCCUUCGUCUGAUUAUAAGCUCACAACCAGUACGAUUGCAGCUGCGGCGGCUGCUGCCGCUGCCGAAUCUUCGUCAACGAAUGGUACCGCAAAUGGCAAUGGACCGAUGAUGAUGGAGACGGCCGAAAACUUUAUGAAAUCGGACGAAUGCAGCACGACGGACAGUGGUUCAGCACUCGAGGAGGAUUCGUUCCAGAAUGGUGGUACUUCCGUAUCAUCGACCACCACCACACCGAAUGAUCAGUUUAUGGCGCAGGAUGACGAUGAGGGUAUCGAUAUGGAUUUGACGACCAAUGGUGAUAGUCACAGCAAAUCGUCACCGAUGAACAGCAGCUUCAACGCACCGGGCCCGUACAAGUAUGAACUGUUUGCCAUCAUGAUACACGCGGGCAGUGCUUCCGGUGGCCAUUAUUAUGCGUACAUCAAGGACUUCAAGAGCGGUCGUUGGUUCUCGUUUAACGAUCAAACUGUUCUGCCGAUUACUCAAGAGGACAUUCACAAAUCGUAUGGAGGUGGAUCGUACAAAACGUCCUACACCGGGGCAUACACGUCCAGCACCAAUGCCUAUAUGCUGAUGUACCGGCAAAUCGAUAGUGAGAAGAAUGCUCUUCCGAUCUCGGAGGAACUAUUUCCCGAGCAUAUUAAGCGCUUGGUAAUGAAAAUUCGAGCCAACGAAGGCAAUCACAGUCGAGAUCAUCUGGACAUGACUAGAAUCACGGUGGCGUAUGCAAAUCCCCGGACACGUACCGUGAAAGGCCAGCGAAUGGCAGUGUUUACCAGCUCGACACUAGCGGAAACGGUACAGGAAGCCAUACGAGUGCUUCAUCUGAAGGGUACAGUGCCGGUAGAACGUUGCCGUCUAGUCGGAUACGAUAGCAAUGCGCAUACCAUUGAGCGUAGUUUUGAAGGACAUGAGGACAAAUCGAUUGACGAGGUGAUGAGAAUGCUGAAACGCUGCGACGCACUGCUGCUGGAGGUUCGGGAAGAAGGCGAAACGUUCGAGGAAUAUUUAGUGCAAGGCGUUAUGACUAAGGUGUACAAAGUGGACGUGAAUGCCCGUGACGUGGAGGGUCCACUGUCGAUACGAGUCAAUCUGUCCCAAACAGUAGCACAAUACAGAGCUGUGAUCGCGCGCAAGCUAAAGCUGAACCCGAAAACGAUACUGAUCGGCAUGACGGUGCACAAGGACAGUGCGAAGCUCCUGCAGAACGACGACGCAACGCUGGAGGACGAACAUUUCAUUGAAUACUGCAAGGUGUUUGUGACGACGGUACCACAGCAGACGGGAGAUGAUCCCGAACAGUACUAUGCACGGUUCCGCACGUUCAUGCAACGGUUGGAUCAUCUGGUGUCGCUGUACAUACUGUUGCCCAAAAUGGAGCCAGACACACUUGAAAACCUCUCCAUUCCUCGCCUAUCCAAAGAGACGCUGGCUGCGAUCGCUGGAGCGGAUCACCAGAUAACAACCACCGGCACCGGAGACAGUAACAGCGAGGACAGCAGCCUGAGCGAUAAUGAUCGCACGCUUGUUGAAGAUGACUUUGUCCACAUUAAGCUGAACGGUGAUUUGCAUUUGACCAACGGGGGCAAUGGAGCGUUGAGCAAUGGUGUCAAGAGCGCCACCACUCCGACCACCAACGGCGGUUUCAAUGAUGACGAUGACAACGAUGAGGAUGAUGAAGAUGCAAAGCUGGCCGAAAUGUUGCAAGAGUGCCGAGCGCAGGAGUACUACUUUAAGGUGACACCACUGGACACGACCGGUGGCAGCAGUAGUAAUGGUUCGUCCAAUACCACCAAUGGCAAUUCGGCGGACGACAGCAGUACACGGAGCCACAGCACCGACAGCCAGAAGCUUAUACAGGUGCUGAUAGACAAGCGGUCGUGCAACGCUUACCUGAAGUAUCGGCUGCAGUCGUACCUGCAAAUAUCGAUGGAUUACUUCAAAGUGUUUUCCUCGGACGUGCUUUGUCCAACGAACGAUAGCGCCAACUUGCUAAAAGAGCUGGAUUACAAAGAUGAUGAUCGUUUAGCGCUCGAACUGGGCCGUGUAUUGCGCAAGGGCGAAUAUAAAAUGAACGUGAGCUACGUUAACGUGAACGACAUGACGGAAGAGAUGGACAAUACCACUUUCCUGUGCAGCACGAUCGUCAAGAACGGGGAUCUGAUUGGUCAGAUAAAGAAGGAUAUUCUGGCUAGCCUACCCACAACGCUUGGCGAGGCAGCUAAGAAGUAUGCCCACCUGCACUCCAACAACUGUCGAUUGCGCCGCAAAGGCAUCAAGUAUCUGUCGACCGUGUACAAGGAUGAUGAUCGUAUUGGCAAGGACAUUACGAUGCUAUCGAGUGUCGAUGUAUUUUUGCAAGAAGUGGAUGAUCUCGCCAGCCUCACACCGAUCGAUAUCAACGAUGUAGUAUUGUUGGUGAGAAGAUGGUAUCCAUCGGAAAUGAAACUAGGAAAAUUCCAGGAAAUCCUAUUUACCGACAAACUCGAGCUGACUAAACAGCUGUCCCGCAUCAGUGGUAUCCCGCCAGAAAACGUUGAGUACGUGAAGAUCCCGCAGACGACUCUGCAUCGCGACAGUGUCUUAAACAUACAGAAUGGUUUGCAAUGGACGUCAACGCCCCAGCAUGCAGACGACUGUCAAAUUUACUGCGUUGGCACACUACUCUACUAUCGCGAUCGCAAAGAACCGCUAAAGGAGCUAACGCCGGAGGAGCGCAAAGAACUGACGAAGAAGGACGGCCGUACCAGCUCGACCUACUCACCCCGCAAGGAACGUGCGCUUAAAAUCUAUCUUGAUGCAUCGCCCAAGAAGGCCGACGACUGAUCAUCAUCACCCUCGGACGAUGGCGAAGUGGU
Anopheles maculipalpis is the source of this 4212-nucleotide messenger RNA. RefSeq names its product ubiquitin carboxyl-terminal hydrolase 47 (gene Usp47). Lineage: Eukaryota; Metazoa; Arthropoda; Insecta; Diptera; Culicidae. Gene Ontology annotation, biological process: protein deubiquitination. The transcript has 14 exons. Gene Ontology annotation, cellular component: nucleus; cytosol. The coding region runs from base 20 to 4180 and encodes 1386 amino acids. The record is from RefSeq and is a predicted model, not a curated record. Gene Ontology annotation, molecular function: cysteine-type endopeptidase activity; cysteine-type deubiquitinase activity.